Centropristis striata (black sea bass) is the source of this 2939-nucleotide messenger RNA. RefSeq names its product receptor accessory protein 1 (gene reep1). The record is from RefSeq and is a predicted model, not a curated record. The transcript is spliced from 8 exons. Gene Ontology annotation, biological process: endoplasmic reticulum tubular network organization. The coding region runs from base 45 to 959 and encodes 304 amino acids. Lineage: Eukaryota; Metazoa; Chordata; Actinopteri; Perciformes; Serranidae. Gene Ontology annotation, molecular function: microtubule binding. Gene Ontology annotation, cellular component: cytoplasmic microtubule; endoplasmic reticulum membrane; endoplasmic reticulum tubular network.
AACUCCUCCCCGCAGACAGCGCGUCCUGUCGCCUUUCCAGCGCAAUGGUCUCCUGGAUCAUCUCUAGACUUGUGGUACUCGUGUUCGGUACACUAUACCCUGCAUACUCAUCUUAUAAAGCUGUGAAGUCAAAAGAUGUGAAAGAAUAUGUGAAAUGGAUGAUGUACUGGAUAAUAUUUGCACUAUUCACUGCUGUGGAAGUGUUUACAGAUAUGUUUCUUUGUUGGAUUCCUUUCUACUAUGAACUGAAGAUAGCCUUUGUGGUUUGGCUGCUGUCCCCUUACACUAAAGGCUCCAGUGUGCUAUACAGGAAGUUUGUUCAUCCCACGCUUUCCUCAAAAGAAAAGGACAUUGAUGAGUACAUCUGCCAAGCGAAGGACAAAAGCUAUGACACACUGGUGCAUUUUGGGAGAAAGGGGCUGAAUGUUGCUGCCACAGCUGCAGUCAUGGCUGCAACAAAGAGCCAAGGGGUCCUGUCAGACAGACUGAGGAGUUUCAGCAUGCAGGAUCUGUCUUCCUAUCAGGAUGAGCCUGUUAACACCGGCCCUGGCACCACGCAGCCUGCAGCAGCACAGCAUCGGACCAGGUCUAUGAUGCGCAGCAAGUCGGAGAGCUACAACAAAGGACAGGAUUUUGACGUGACUGAGUAUGAGAUGUUGGGGUUGGACCAGUUGGACUCCAAAGAGUUGCUGUCCCAGACCAGUUCACCUUCUGAGUCUGAGUCCUCACCCAUUACACCCUCACUGACACCCCAGUCCUCCCCACCGCCCACACCCUCUCCACCUCCCUCACCUCCAGCUCCGGAGCAGCCUGAGGAGGUGGGGAGAGGGUGGCAGACUGCAUCCAGCUCUCCACAGCUCAGGCUGAUGAAGAGGAAGGCUCCUGAGCCUCCUCUUAGAGUCUUAAGGCCUCUCACAAGAUCCAGGAGUGCUCUUUCUUCGAACAAUGAAGCCAUGUGAAACUGUCCUACAGACUCCUCCAGCUGCCUUUGCUGCAAGAAGUAAAAAUACUGAAUGGCCAAAAGCUACAUGACUGAAGCAGCCUUGCUUUGGAAUAAGGUAUUACCAAAGUGACCUAUGAUGACCCCUCCAUAUAUAGCCUAGUAUAUGGCUUAUGAUUAAAAACAAUGAGGUUUUUUGACACUGAUAUAGUUCAAAUGAAUGAAUGGGCUCCAUGCUGAUAGACAUUUUGAGUUUGUGGGUUGUUGAAUAUGUAUUUAUGUACAGUUUGUGUGUACUUCAUGUUUCUGAUUUGAUUGUUUUAUAUAUCAGGUUUGGGUAGGCAAUUGCAUGUAUGUCUUCCUAGUCAUUAGUCCGCUGUUUAUUUAAAGGGAUAGUUUGGUUGUUGUUUUUUUAAGUGGGGUUGAAUGAGGUACAUCUCAAUAGUCAUUUUUGGUGUUUCAAAGGGUCAGUUUGGACUCUCCAAUGUCACAUAGUAACACAAACACACUAACCGAUUGAGGUGUGCUCCUGUGUUCUGCAUAGUAAAAUCACAGUUGUUGUCAAUGAGCAGAACAUAAAACAGACUUAGUUCCCCCCAGUGUAAACCUAAACAGCGACGUCUGACUGCAAGGUAAAUCUGUGAAAAUAUUCUAAAUAUAGCAUGAAGUCAAAGUGAUAUUAAUCUUUAAAGGUGGGCCUCUUUGGGGCGGCUAAAAUAUGACUUGCUGCUGCCUCUAUCCACAGCAGCUUAUCAUCUGUGUCCUGCUUCUCCAAACUGGGGACGUGCCGACCGCCACCUACUACUAAUACACCGACUAUAAAUAAGUGCCUCAUUCAACCUCACCUAAGUAACUCCAAAUUAUCCCUUUAACAGAAUGUACUGUCACUGAAUACUACUGCCGGCAUCGAGAGCGACAUGGUCACUGUUAGAGAAUGUGUUAAAAGCCAAGGAUCAAAAGAAAAGGCUGUUUUUUGACCCCUUUUUUUUUCGUUCCGAUGAAAUAUCUGAAUCCUGCACUGAUUAAUUGUCACAUUACGUUAUUUAGAAAUCACUAAAACCCCAUUCGGAGAUGAGACAUCCUACCUUAGUAGUAAAGAAAAGUCGGGCAGAAGUGGCAGAGAAUAUUCCGUUAUUUACCUCUCUAUUAAAGCCUUAAAGAAAGACAUACAAAUAUAAGAUGUCACCACACAUGCUAUAAGUAUUUCUAACUAUGUUCUCAUUAAACAAUCAUUUUGCACUAUGUUAAGAAUAUAAAAUGACUGCCCUCAAUGCUCAUAAAUGGCCAAAAAAAAUAGUCAUAACAAAUCAGUGGCUUUUUGUUGUCACCAAUAACAUUAUCAUUAUUAGUUAUUUCUUCUGUGGUAAAGAAAUAAUUACUUGUGUAACAAGGUCACGACUACAAGAGGUUUCCUCAGUGGUGCAGACUGUUUUUGACAAUCUACUGUUCAGUUUGUUAGCAUGUUUUGUCAUUUGAUUGACAAUUGAUUUGGCAGUUAAAGGCCAAUUAGGAAUAUGUUACUUUCAGUUGUAGCAGAAAUAGGAUAUGAGUAAAUAUUAACUGUUUAUGAACAUGGUUCUUUUUCCAUGUUUGGAAUCACUGUGUAGUGCUUUGCUGUUAACCGAGCAACACUAAUCCCAACGAGCUUAACUUCUACUUGCUUUAUCUUUUUUUAGGAACUCAUUAGAGGGACUUUACUAGUUCGCAGGUUUACAAAUAGACAUCUAUGUUAAUAUUGCAUGGUGAUGCACUGUUUUCAUCCUGUACUUUAUUCAAUGAGCCUGAAUCAUAGCAACAUUUUACAUCACUGUGUUUGGUUGUCGAUUGGUGGACGUUGCGCUGUAGAUUUAUAAUUUUUCAUCAUAUCUGUAUCACGUAGGGGCGGGUUGAAGUUUGAGACAAAAGCUUCUCAGGUACAAAUGUUCUGUUUACACCUCAUUCACUCUGAUGUUGUAGAUACACUUGUUAUGCACAUGAAAAUGUCCUUUUAAUGGAUAUA